This is a messenger RNA of Miniopterus natalensis, 16182 nucleotides long. RefSeq names its product centrosomal protein 250 (gene CEP250). The record is from RefSeq and is a predicted model, not a curated record. Lineage: Eukaryota; Metazoa; Chordata; Mammalia; Chiroptera; Miniopteridae. Gene Ontology annotation, biological process: cilium assembly. Gene Ontology annotation, cellular component: centriole; centrosome.
UCUGUUGAGUUGGUCGCAUUAGCCCCUGCAGGUACGGAGGCCAGGACUCUGAUCGCAUUUCACUGAGAAGGCAUAGCAAGGAGAAGUGAUGUUCCUGAGCGUGCAGGGAAGGGAGUUCAUGGCAAAACCAGAGCUACAACUUGCCGACCUUCCUUCAGUCACUCCGUCUGUCUUUGCUCCUUGUCCGCCAGAGGUCUGCAGGCUUCAGCACACACCCCGUAGGAAGUGUCCCUCUCAGAGCUGAGACUCCAUAGGCCAUGAUUUAGGAGGCGGCUUGAGUAAUGGAGAGGGCAUAGUGUUUGGUGGCAGAUUGGGGUUUAAUCUUUGACACUCACCAGUUAUAUCCCUUCCAUUUUUUGAACCUCAGUUUUGUUGUCUGUAAAAUAGGGGCAAUAAUCUUAUCUCAAAGGUGGUUUGUUUUUCAUGAAGACUGCAGAUAAUCAUCGUGAGAGAGUAAAGUGCUAUACAAACUAUAUGACUUGUUUUUUACCUUAGAACGUUGUAGAACUGUGAGCAUUUUGCAAGACCAUUGGUUACAUGGAUCAUGUUACCUAAUGUUCUUAUGUUCAUUCAGGCAUUGUUUUAGGAACUGGGGAUACAGCAAUCAACAAAACAAUGUUCUUGUAUUUGGGAAAUUUAUAUUCUGACAUGUAUAUUACACAUAAUAAUCAGGAAGGUACAGAUAAGUCAUGGUAAGGUAAAUAGAAAUUUGUGUGAAAGGUGGGGGAAGGAUGGUCGUAUUUUACUUUGGGUGGUUAGGGAACAACUUAAUGAGAAGGUGACAUUUGAACAGAGACCUGAAGGUGGUAAGGGAAUGAAUCAUAAAGAUAUCUGGAGGAAGAGACCCUGAGAUGAGUGUGUGGCUUAGUAUGUUCCAAGCACCUGCAGCAAGGAGGGCUGAGUGGCUGGAGGGUCAUGAGCAAAGGGGGGAGUAAGAAUGGGAAUUAAAACAAUUAGAGACUGGGAUCAAAUAAUUAGGACCCUGGUGGCUAUUAUAAUGAUCAUGAGUUUUACUCUGAGUAGUAUUGGAGGGUUCUGAGUGGCAUAAUCCGUCACUGUUUUAAAAGGAUCACCUUGACUACUCUUUUGAGAGAAAAAAAAAAAUACUGGGAGCAAGGUUGGAAGCAUGGCUACCAGCUAGGUAACUUUUGCAGUAAUCCAGAUGUAUUAAUUACCUACUUUUUUGUGCAAGUGAUUACCCCAAAAUUUAGUAGCUUGAAACAACAAUCAUUUAUUGUCUCAUAUGGUUGUGGGUUGGAAAUUCAGUAGUAGCUUAGCUGGAUGUUUCUGGCUUAGGAUCUCCCAGGAGAUUGCAGUCAAGCUGAUGGCUGCUCUGCUCCCAAUGUGGUUUCUUGCCACUGAGCCUCUUCAUAGGGCUGCCUGAGUAUCCUUAGGACAUGGGGGGAUGGGGGUACAGCGGUAGGGGGUGGAGCUGUAGUGCCUUUUAUGAUCUUGUUCUGGAAGUCAUUUCUACUUCAUUAACUUUAUUCAAGCUCACUCUUAAGGGGGAGAAAAUUAAGCCCUGAGUCUGGAUGAGAUUACCUAGGAAAUGAAGGUUAAUGGAGGACAGAUCUGAAGGCUGAGCUCCUGGGCCUCCAACUUUUAGAUGGUGGGGAGAUGAGGAGAGCCAGCAAAAGAGACUGAAGGGAGAGGCCAGAGGUGGGAGGAGAUCAGAGAGAGAAAGAGGCCCCAUGUAUGAGAUUGCUAUAAGGAGCUAGCUGCAUCUUAAUUUUUUUCUGCAGUAAGAAACAAAUUGUCUCUGCAAACAAAUAUAUGUAGUUUCUUUGCUCAGAAAAUAAAACACUUAUGCCCUCAAGUGUUUUUCCUUUUUUGUUUUAAGCAACAGAUUCUAUUUAAUAAUAGUAGUCCACAUCUUAGUCCUUGCAGCAUUUACACCUCUACUCCAAGUUCAGGUGGUGUUGCUUCUAUUUUAAGCUUUAUCUAAAUACUCCUUUUUGAGUAUUUUGAGUGAGGGAAGACUAAAUACAUAAUUUAUGUCACUCUUCUUUUGCUGUCCACCCCUAGGUUCAGGGUUCAGAGGUUACUGUCCUUCCCAGUCUGGUUCCCAGCAAAAGUAGGAAGUUGUUCAUUUCUGUACCACUGGUGGACAGACUGCCUGAUACUGAGCUGGAAUUCAUGAGUAUUUAUGGGAUAAAUUAAUGUAUAAAAGAAGUGAUUCUUUUUCCUUUUCCUACAGUAAUGAUAAUGUCUAUUCAGUGGUUUACAGUUUACAAAGCACAGUGACAUCCAUUCCCCAUUUGAAUGCAAUCCAGUCUGUCACCAUUUGCCAACUUCUGACCUUUUCCUUUUCUGAGGGGCAUUGAAACCUACCUUCUUUUGGAACUGUGCUAGUUUAUUUUCUGGCUGAUCUGACAGUGUGCUAAUAAAAGGGUGCUGAACUGCGUCUUGAAGCUCAGAACUAAAUCCCAAUUUCAGAAAGAUUUCUGAUGUAAAUUUUCUCUGCCCCCUCCCUCUUUUUAUUCUUAUCUUUUUUGGGAAUUUCAGUUUAAUGGGGAUUUUGUUGUUGUUUUAAUCAUAGAACAUUUCAAAUCAUUUUUAAAAUAAACUUAACUUUUUAGAACAAUUUUAGAUUUACAGAAAAUUUUCAUAGUACAGAGAGUUCCCAGUUUUCCCUGUUAGUGACAUCUUACAUUAGGAGGGUACAUUUGCUGCAAUUUCAGUCAUUUUCUCAGGUAAAGGGGGCAUAUAAAUAAAAUGUGAACAAAAUGAAGUUCGUCUCUGUUGGCCUCAGGCUCCUUAUUGUCAAAUUAGAGGGCUGGACUAAAUUUUUAAAUAGCUCUAAAAACAUUUAAUCAUCUGCUAAGGUGAAAUAAUUAAAUAAUCCCGUUUCUUUACUGAAGUAUCACUAUCACCUUCUCGAAUAAUGUUUACAUGCCAGUCUUAUCCUGAAAGAGUAUCUAAUAUGAGAAUUCUAGGAGCUGUGGCGUGGCUUCUUAAACACACAUUAGGUUGAACUGCAUGAAAUUAGCAUCCGUACAGCUUUAAAAAAUGGGCAAGUAUUGGCAAUUUCAUUAGGUUCAACCUAAUAUUUGGGAGGGGGGAGGAUUCAAAAGAAGGUAAGGGAGGCUUUGGAGCCUCUGAGACUCUCACUGUGUGCAAAAGCUUAGCGAACCGUCAGUAUUAGGAGAGAAAAGGCUCCUCUUGGAGCUACUCUUCUUGGUGGUGUUGGCAGUAAGAGCUGUGUCCCAGCAGGUUUGUGCCUCCAACCAGCAGAGAGAUUGAGCUAGCAUUUUACAGAGCCAUGGUGAGUUGGAUGACACUGCCGUGGAGGAAAGGAAGGGCAGACAAGGAAGAUGAAUGGCGUUUCAGGAAGGCUGUCUUAACCCAGUUUACAGGCUAGGAAGAGGCAGCCUGGGAUGUUGGUGCCACUCACCUGUUCUUACUAGAUGCACUUUCCUUACUGUCUAGCACAAGCUCUGCAGUUGCCCAGGAGGUAAUGUAAAUUAGUAAACUGAGUUUUCCUCUGUUGUAAGAAAAACACCAGCACAAGCUCAAUGAUAAACGACGACUGAAAUCUAUCAGUGUGAGGAAGAGAAUAGGCUGGGGUAGGGGGUGGAGACUGUGGUGAACUGGAGAGCAUAUAUUCUAUCUAAAGGGGACAGACACUGUUCAGCUGCAGGCAGCUACGCCUCAUGGGACUGUGGAUCAAGCAAGGGUCACUAGCUAUUCUGAUUUUCCAGAAAUAUGAAUUGUUAUAUGGAUUUUCCCAGUGGUAAAUGUUGGCACCUAAUUUGGAUUCUUAAAAAUUCUUUGUAUGGGCCACACAGUGGUUGAAAAGAGCCAUCGGGCCACAUCUGUAACCUCUGGCCAAGGGUUUAGAUCUGUCAGGAGUAAGGCCCACAUGCAUUUGUUGAUGACCUACUAAUGACUAAAAUGAGAGCUCUUGCCUUUGAGGCACUCACAGAUUAGUAGAGGAGAUAGACAAGAAGUGAAAAAAUGUAAUAUAGACAUUAUAUUUUCUCUACAUAUAUACAAAUAUUUUUAUUAAAUAAUAUAUAUUUGAUAUAUUACUAUAUGUGUAUGUAUGUAUAUAUGUGUAUAUGUAUAUAUCUCUACAUCUGGGAGUACAUGAUAGGAAGUGACAUUUGAGCCUGGACGCAGGAGAUUAUUGGAUGUGUUUAGAGGCCUAAGAAACACAGAGGUCAUGUAGCUGGGUACCCUCAUUUUUGGACAAAGAGUGAAGGGGAAGAGGAAUGCUCAAGGUCACAGAGCCCACUAGAGGCAGAGCUUGGACUGGCACCUGGAACUGUUCUUGACCACCAUGCCUCCCCCUCCCCAGGGUAUAUCUAAAGCUCACUGGGUAGGGUGGCCUCCUCUGCCUGCAGGUAGCCCAUUGCCCUGUUUUGGCCCAGCUCGUGGUGGGUGAGGAGGGUUUUACCAUCCUGCUGAAGCUGGUUCCUUCUUCCCACUCUGUUGGAUCUCCUACCUGAAAUGCCUGCCACUCCAUUUCUUUGUCAGAGAGUCAGACUGUUUGUGUUCAAACCCCUAAUCAACCAAAUGCCAACUGUGUGAACUAAGACAAAUUGCUUAAUUUUUCUAAGCCCCAGUUUCCUCAUCCAUAUAUAGAAUUAUAAUCAUACCUAUACAGAAGUGUGAUGGGAAGGCAUUGGAACAUUUUAAGAUUCUUAUGAUGACAAAAUGGCAUAGUGCUUGUAAAGAACCUAUGAUGUGACUGACCUUAGAAGCACUUAGCAAGUAUUAAAUGUGAUGAAGAUGAUCCACACAGUUCACAGUCCCCAGGUUGGUUAAUGCCUUUCCUUGGUGUUCCCGUACUAUCCUGCGGUUUCACUAUUAUUAUUGCACAUACUACAUUACACAGGUUCUCAAAAAGCAUCGUUUUGUUCAGCGUUGUUUGGUUAUAAUGUUGAGGUGAUGCUGUAGGAACUUAAUUCUUUAUAUCAAUUAGCCUAUGGUAAAAUUGGUUUUAUUAUACGUCAUUUUACUUAAUCAUAGAACCUACAAAUGGCAUUAAGUGAGAACUUGCUGUAUUGUAAUUGUAUCUUUCUCCCCUGAUAGACUAAUAGCACCUUCAGUGAUCCAUUCAACAGAUGUUUAUUAGGCACUGUGCCAGGCACUAGGGAUGCAAUGGUAAGCCAGGAGCUCUUGGUCUAGUACAGAGUUCCAAAAGACAUGCCAGAAAACACUAGUCCUGUAACUUGUUUCAUGGUCAAAUAAAUUUAGGAAACGAUGCUCAUCAAAGGCCUCCCUUAGAGAUUGGGGUCCAUCUUAGUAUUUUAAAGGCUCUGAGGGAACUUAUAGUACAGGUACAUACUUUGUCCAGCCCAGUUUUGUCAGACUUAAUGAGUAUUUGCUGAAUAAAUUUGAGUCUUGCAGACAGUCCUUUCAACUCCGCUUUGUGCUUUGGUCCCCAGCUCGAGAGGAGGUCCAAGUGGCACUGCAAUGAUUAGAGACCCUGCUGAGAGCCAACAGCCUCUGGCUGCAUAGGGGCCUUUGGGCUUACUGUCUGCUGCCUCCAUGGAGACAGGAGGCCCUGGGUUGAACAGUAUGAAGCCCCAGUCACUGCAGCUGGUGCUGGAGGAGCAGGUGCUGGCGCUACAGCAGCAGAUGGCAGAAAACCAGGCAGCCUCCUGGCGGAAGCUGAAGAGCUCCCAGGAGGCCCAGCAGAGGCAAGCAGUCCUUGUGAGGAAGCUGCAGGCCAAGGUAUUGCAGUACCGGAACUGGUGCCAAGAGCUGGAGAAGCGGCUGAAAGCCACUGGGGGACCAAUCCCUCAGAUGUGGGACAGUGUGGAGGAGCCAAACCUGGAACAGCUGCUAAUCCGAUUGGAGGAGGAGCAACAUAGGUGUGAGAGUCUGGCAGAGGUGAACACCCAGCUUCGGCUGCACAUGGAAAAAGCUGAUGUGGCCAAUAAAGCACUUCGGGAAGAUGUGGAAAAAUUGACGGUAGAUUGGAGCCGGGCCCGGGACGAGCUGAUGAGGAAGGAGAGCCAGUGGCGGAUGGAACAGGAGUUCUUCAAGGGCUACCUGAAAGGGGAGCAUGGUCGCCUUCUCAGUCUAUGGCGGGAUGUGGUGACCUUCCGACGCCACUUCCUGGAAAUGAAGUCAGCCACUGACAGAGACCUGACAGAGCUCAAGGCUGAACAUGUGAGGCUUUCAGGAUCCCUAUUGACCUGUUGUCUGCGCUUGACUGUGGGAAUUCAAUCUCAGGAAUCUGAUGGAUCUGGGAGACUAGAUCGGGGGGAGCCAACGCAGCUGCUGCUGCUACUAGCCAAGACCCAGGAGCUGGAGAAGGAAGCCCAUGAAAGGAGCCAGGAGUUAAUACAGCUGAAGAGCCAAGGGGAUCUGGAGAAGGCUGAGCUUCAGGAUCGGGUGACUGAGCUCUCUGCUCUUCUGACCCAGUCCCAGAAGCAAAAUGAAGAUUAUGAAAAUAUGCUGAAGGCUCUGAGAGAGACAGUGGAGAUCCUGGAGACAAAUCAUGCAGAAUUAAUGGAACAUGAGACAUCUCUUAGUAGGAAUGCCCAAGACGAGAAGCUGUCUUUACAGCAGGUGAUCAAGGAUAUAACCCAGGUCAUCGUGGAAGAAGGGGACAGUAUGUCCCAAGGCUCUGGUCAUGAGAGCACCUUGGAGCUGGACUGUGGUGACUUCUCCCAGUUUGAUUCCCAGAACCCAGAUAAGGCUCUUACUCUGGUGCGUUCAGUGCUGACUCGGAGACGGCAUGCUGUGCAGGACCUAAGGCAGCAGCUUUCAGGCUGUCAGGAAGCUGUGAGCUUCUUGCAGCAGCAGCAUGAUCAGUGGGAGGAAGAAGGUGAGGCCUUGAGACAGCGGUUACAGCAGCUCACUGGGGAGCGGGACACUCUGGCAGGGCAGACUGUGGACCUCCAGGGAGAAGUGGACUCACUUAGCAAGGAGCGAGAACUCCUGCAGAAGACCAGGGAAGAGCUGCAGCAGCAGCUGGAGGUGCUGGAGCAGGAGGCAUGGCGCCUGCGAAGGACAAACAUGGAACUGCAGCUGCAGGGGGACUCUGCUCAGGGCGAGAAGGAGGAGCAGCAGGAGGAGCUGCACCUAGCUGUCCGAGAGAGGCAGCGCCUUCAGGAGAUGCUGGCGUGCCUGGAAGCCAAACAGUCAGAAUCACUCAGUGAACUGAUCACUCUUCGGGAAGCCCUGGAGUCAAGUCGCCUGGAAGGGGAGUUGCUGAAGCAAGAGCAAACAGAAGUGACCGCUGCGCUGGCUAGGGCUGAACAGUCCAUUGUGGAGCUGUCGAGUUCUCAGAACAGCCUGAAGGCUGAGGUAGCUGAUCUUCGGGCUGCAGCUGCCAAGCUCAGUGCCUUAAAUGAGGCGUUGGCCUUAGAUAAAGUUGGGCUGAACCAGCAGCUUCUCCAGUUAGAACAGGAGAACCAGUCUGUGUGCAGCAGAAUGGAGGCUGCAGAGCAGGCAAGAAAUACUUUGCAAGUGGGCCUUGCAGAGACGGAGAGGAGCAAGGAAGCCCUGUGGGAAAAUAACACUCACCUGGAGGCCCAGCUGCAGAAAGCAGAGAAGAUGGAGGCUCAGCUGCAGGCAGAUCUCAGGGGGAUCCAAGAAGAGAAGGAAGACCUUCAAGAGAAACUAAGUGAGGCACAUCACCAGCAGGAGGCAGCCUCAGCUCAGCUGGAGCAACUAUAUCAGGAGGCAAAGCGACAGAAAGAAGUGCUGGCCCAGGAAGUUCAGGAGAAGGAGGCCCUUGUACGAGAGAAAGCAGCUCUAGAGGUGCGGCUGCAGGCUGUGGAGCGUGACCGGCAGGAUCUCUCUGAUCAACUACUGGGGCUCAGCUCAGCCAAGGAACUGCUGGAGGGCAGUCUGUUUGAGGCCCAACAACAAAAUUCUCUGAUAGAGGUCACCAAGGGGCAGCUGGAGGUCCAGAUUCAAACUGUCACUCAAGCCAAGGAAGUAAUCCAAGGGGAAGUAAAGUGCUUGAAGCUGGAACUGGACACUGAACGGAGCCGGGCAGAGCAGGAGCGGGAUACAGCAGCCAGACAGCUUGCCCAGGCUGAACGAGAUGGGCAGACUGCUCUGCAGCAGCUGAAGUCAGCCCAUGAAGAGGAGGUGAACCGGCUCCAGGAGAAAUGGGAGAAAGAGUGCUCCCAGCACCAGCAGGAACUGGAUAAGGCUCUGAAGAACCUAGAGAGGCAGAAAGUGGAGCUGGAAAUGAGGCUUAGGGAGCAGCAGGCAGAGACCGAGGCUCUCCGGACCCAGAAGGAAGAGGAGCGGGCCGAGGCCGAGAGCGCCCUAUGCCAGAUGCAGCUUGAAACAGAGAAGGAGAGGGUGUCUCUCCUGGAGACACUGCUGCAGACCCAGAAGGAACUGGCAGAUGCCAGCCAGCAACUGGAACGGCUGAGGCAGGACAUGAAGGCUCAGAAGUUAAAGGAACAGGAGACCAUUGGGAUGCUGCAGACCCAGCUCUGGGAGGCUCAGCGGGAGCUGGAUCAGGCAGCCCAGGAGCACAGAGAUGAUCUCACUGCCCUCCGAGAAGAGCGCAGCUUCCUGCUGCAAGAUAAGACAGACCUGCUGAAGCAGGUAGAGGACUUGAAGUCUCAGCUGGUUUCCAAGGAUGACUCUCGGAGGCUGGUGGAGCAGGAGGUUCAGGAGAAGCUGAGAGAGGCCCAGGAGUGUAGCCGAAUUCAGAAGGAAUUGGAGAGAGACAAAGCCAGCCUGACUCUGUCUCUGGUGGAAAAGGAACGGAGACUCCUUGUUUUAGAAGAAGCUGAUUCUGUUCGACAGCAGGAGCUGAGCUCCCUGCGCCAGGGCAUGCAGGAGGCCCAGGGAGGGCAGAAAGAGCUCAGUGCCCAGGUGGAAUUACUGAAGCAUGAGGUGAAGGAAAAAGAAGCUGAUUUUCUGGCCCAGGAAGCACAGCUGCUGGAGGAGCUGGAGGCAUCUCGAGUAACAGAGCAGCAACUGCGAGCUUCCUUGUGGGCCCAGGAAGCCAAGGCAGCCCAGCUACAGCUGCAACUGCGCAGCAUGGAGAGCCAGCUGGAGGCGCUGGCCACAGAGCAGCAGCCUGGGCACCAUGCCCAGGCUCAGCUAGCUAGCCUCUAUUCUGUCCUGCAGCAUGCCCUGGGGUCUGUUUGUGAGAGCAGGCCUGAGCUGAGUGGCGGGGGAGACUCUGCUCCCUCCCUCUGGGGCCCUGAGCCAGACCAGAAUGGAGCAAGGAUCCUUUUUAAGAGAGGGCCCCUCCUGUCGGCUCUCUCAGCUGAGACAGUGGCAUCUGCCCUCAACAAGCUCCACCAAGACCUGUGGAAGACUCAGCAGGCCCGGGAUGAUCUGAGGGAUAGGGCUCAGAAGCUGGAACAGCGUCUCACUGAUACAGAAGCUGAGAAGAGCCAGGUCCACAAAGAGUUGCAGGAUCUGCAGAGACAACUGUCCCAGAACCAGGAAGAGAAAUCCAAGUGGGAAGAAAAGCAAAAGUCCCUAGAGUCUGAGCUGAUGGAAUUGCGCGAAACUGUGGCAUCCUUACAGAGUUGCCUACGGCAAGCAGAGCUGCAAGGAAUGGAAGCCCAGAAUGAGCGAGAGUUACUUCAGGCAGCCAAGGAGAACCUGACAGCCCAGGUGCAACAUCUGGAAGCAUCUGUCGCAGAAGCCAGGGCUCAGGCAAGUGCUGCUGGGGUCCUGGAAGAAGACCUGCGAACUGUUCGCUCAGCCCUGAAACUGAAAAAUGAGGAGGUGGAGAGUGAGCGCGAGAGAGCCCAGACUCUGCAGGAGCAGGGCGAGCUAAAGAUGGCCCAAGGGAAGGCUUUGCAGGAGAAUCUGACUCUCCUGGCCCAGGCCCUAUCAGAAAGAGAAGGGGAAGUGGAAGCUUUGCAGGAAAAAAUCCAGGAACUGGAGAGGCAGCGGGAAAUGCAAAAGGCGGCUUUGGAAUUGCUGUCUCUAGACCUAAAGAAGAGGAACCAAGAGGUGGAUCUGCAGCAGGAACAGAUUCAUGAGCUAGAGAGGUGCAGGUCUGUUUUAGAGCAUCUGCCCAUGGCCGUCCAGGAGCGAGAGCAGAAGCUGACUGCGCAGAGGGAGCAGAUCAAAGAGCUUGAGAAGGAUCAAGAGACACAGAGGAAUGUCAUGGAGCAUCAGCGUCUAGAACUUGAGAGGAAGGACGAAGUGAUUGGGUCCCAGAAAGGACAGAUUCAGGAUCUGAAGAAGCAGCUGGUUACCCUGGAGUGCCUGGCCCUGGAACUGGAGGAAAACCAUCACAAAAUGGAGUGCCAACAAAAGGCAAUUGAGGAGCUGGAGGGCCAGAGGGAGAUGCAAAGGGUGGCUCUGACCCACCUUACGCUGGACCUAGAGGAAAGGAGCCAGGAGUUGCAGGUGCAAAGCAGCCAGGUCCACAAGCUGGAGAGCCAUAGCAGCCUCCUGGCCAGAGAGCUCCAGGAGAAGGACCAGGAGGUAAAGUCCCAGCGAGAACAGAUUGAGGAGCUGCAGAGGCAGAAAGAGCGUCUGACUCAGGACCUCCAGAGGAGGGACCAGGAGAUGAUGCUGCAGAAGGAGAGGAUUCAGGUCCUAGAAGAUCAGAGGACACUGCAGACCAAGAUCCUAGAGGAGGACCUGGAACAGAUCAAGCUUUCCUUGAGAGAGCGAGGCCGGGAACUGGCCUCUCAAAGGCAGCUGAUGCAGGAGCGGGGGGAGGAAGGGAAGGGCCAGAAUAAAGCACAGCGAGGGAGCCUCGAGCACAUGAAGCUGAUCCUGCGUGAUAAGGAGAAGGAGGUGGAAUGCCAGCAGGAGCGUAUCCGGGAACUCCAGGAACACAAGGGCCAGUUGGAGCAGCAGCUCCAGGGCCUACACAGGAAGGUAGGUGAGACCAGCCUACUCCUGACCCAGCGAGAGCAGGAGAUAGUGGUCCUGCAGCAGCACCUGCAGGAAGCCAGGGAACGGGGAGAGCUGAAAGAGCAGUCACUUCAGGGUCAGCUAGAAGAGGCCCAGAGAGCUCUGGCCCAGAGGGACCAGGAGCUCGAGGCCCUGCAGCAGCAACAGCAGCAGGCCCAGGGACAGGAGGAGAAUGUGAAGGAAAAGGCAAGUGCACUGCAGAGAGAUCUGGAGCAGGCCCAUGUGACACUAAAAGAGCUCCAGGGAGAGCUUGAGGACCACAAGGAACAUGUGCGAAGGCUCCAGGAAGAGCUGACAGUGGAGGGACAGCGGGCACAGGCCCUGGAGGAGGUGUUGGGUGAUCUAAGGGCUGAGUCUCAGGACAAGGAGAAGGCUCUGCUGGCCCUCCAGCAACAGUGUGCAGAGCGGGCCCAGGAGUAUGAGGCGGAGGCCAAGGCCCUGCAGGACAGCCUGCUGCAGGCAGAGGCAAUGCUCAAGGAACGGGACCGGGAGCUGGAGGCCCUGUGGGCAGAUAGCCAGUCCUCCCAGCAUCGGGAGGAGGCUGCCCGGGGCCAGGCUGAGGGUCUGCAGGAAGCCCUCAGCAAGGCUCAGGCUGCCCUGCAGGAGAAAGAGCAGCAUCUCCUUGGGCAGGCAGAACUGAGUCGCAACCUGGAGGCCAGCACUGCCACCUUGCAGGCUGCCCUGGACUCCUGCCAGGCACAAGCUCGGCAGCUGGAGGAGGUCCUAAGGAAGCGGGAAGGUGAGAUCCAGGACCGGGAUCUCCGACACCAGGCUGCCGUGCAGGAGCUCCAGCAGGCACUUGCGCAAAGGGAUGGAGAACUGAGACAUCAGAAGAAACAGAGGCAGCUGCUGGAGAAGUCUCUGGCCCAGAGGCUCCGAGAGGAUGUGAUCCAAGAGAAGCAGAAUCUGGGGCAGGAGAGAGAAGAGGAAGAGAUGAGGGGCCUCCGUGAGAGCCUAAGGGAGCUACAGCUGACUCUAGCCCAAAAGGAAGAGGAGAUCCUGGAGCUGAGAGAGCAAAGGAAGAAUCUGGAGACCUCAGUCCACAGCCACAAAGCCUCCCCAGUGGAGGAGCCCUCUGCAAAAUUUGAUUCUUUAGAACCCAGGCUGCAGCAGGAACUGGAGCGAUUACAGGCAGCCUUGAGGCAGACGGAGGCCAGGGAAAUCGAGUGGAGGGAGAAGGCCCAGGACUUGGCACUGUCCCUGGCCCAGAGCAAGGCCAGUGUCAGCAGUCUGCAGGAAGUAGCCAUGUUCCUCCAAGCCUCUGUCCUGGAGCGGGACUCAGAACAGCAGAGGCUGCAGGAUGAGUUGGAGUUCACCAGACAGGCUCUGGAGAAGGAGCAGCUGCACAGCCCUGGCCCUGCCAGCAGAGCAGAAUGGGGGCCCAGAGGAGAGGCAGGUGUACAGCUGGGGGAGGUCUCAGGAGUAAAGGCAGAGCCUAGUGCUGGGAUGGAGGAGAAGCAGCCAUGGGGACAAAGGCUUGAGCACCUACAACAAGCAGUGGCACAGCUGGAGGUUGACCGGAGCAGGCUGCAGCGCCACAACCUCCAGCUGCGGGCCACCUUGGAGCAGGUGGAGCGAGAGAGGAGGAAGCUAAAGAGGGAUUUCCUGCGCACAUCACGGACAGGGGUCCUGGAGAUCAGUGAAGCCACAGCGUCAUCACCCACUCUUCAGAAUGGAAGCGGACAGAAGGGCUCCUCAGAGGCCAAGCACAUGGUUGAACUACAGAAAGAGGUGGCCCUGCUGCGAGCACAGCUGGCCUUGGAGCGGAAGCAGAAGCAGGACUAUAUCGCUCGCUCGGUCCAGACUAGCCGUGAGCUAGCAGGCCUGCACCAUAGCCUCUCCCACUCUCUUCUUGCCGUAGCCCGGGCCCCUGAAGCCACUGUCCUGGAGGCUGAGACCCGCAAGCUGGAUGAAUCCCUAACUCAAAGUCUGACAUCCCCAGGGCCAGUCCUGCUAUGCCCCAGCCCCAGUGCUUCCCAAGCCACCUCCAGGUAGCAGCCUCAGCCAGGGCAGGAUAUAGGUCAGCCUGGGACCACACAGACAGAUGGCUGUAGAGUGGGUCAUGGCCUCUACACAGCUAUAAGUUUGCCAAUGGAAAGGUCUAGCUCUGUUAUCCAACCUGGGAGCCCCAGGUCAGCUCGCAUUCCCAGGAAGAGGGAAGGAAAUCUGCAAGGCUCAGGGGAAGGCCCCAACUGACAUGGGAAUGAGACAAAUUACCCUUGCCUGCUGGCUUUCAGAGUUCCCCAGAGGGGUGCCUUGCCCUGGCCAAGGGCAUUUACUGCCUCUCGUCUAGAAUUUAUUACCCCAGCCCCUCACCCUCUCCUUCCCCUUCCACUUCAACAAUAAACCCUAGAUGUUUACAUUUGUUCUCUGCUACCAUCUCCACUUAUGUAGCUGGGCCGCAGCAGCACCAAGGGAUCUAUUAAGGAAGAAUUUGUUACAGGGAGGGGAUGCAACUCAGAGCCCAGGACCUCUGGAGGAGCUUUGGGGCCCAUCUGGAAACAGGCCAUCUGGAAGCGAUGGUCAAACCAGGUAGACACCUGCUGGUGGAGGCAGGCUAUGCAGAUGUGGCUUUAAGCUGCCCCAGAGCGUCUAUAGCUCCGGGGCCAGCAGCAGAACCUCCAUAGGUGCCUGUGGAAGUGCGGAUACCUUACCCACAGAAGCAGCAAGGCAUCUUUCAGCCUAAGACUUUGCAUGCAGACCUCAUCUCAGCCUAUGGGACAGCUCCCUUGUCAGGCAGCUGAUAGGUUUAGCUUGGUCUUAGGACAGAUGAUGCUUCCAGCUCCCUCCUGCUCCAAUACCUCACCUCCUACUUUCAGAAUAACCACCUUCUCACUCCCAGAACCUAGCAAAGGAGUAGCUAGCUCUAAGCAAACCCAGGUUCUAAAGAACAGGGGGAAUAAUGGGCAGGGCAGGGAGGAGGCAGCCAGGGCUGUCAGUGUGCUCCAAGCAAAGGCACCCCUCUGACCCUGGGGCACAGCGGGGAGGGGCAGGCUCAGCUCUGCUCACCACGCUUAGGAAGUGGGCAAGGGAGGAGGAAGACAAGAACUUGCGGUCUCAGGGCCCUGGAUCCCUGGGGCCUUGGGAUUUAUUUACUCCCUCUGCCCUUCUGGGACCAGAGUUUGCCUAGACCCUAAAGGAAGUGAGGCUUCAGAGAAGAAACGACUGUGCUGACCUCACUCAAAUCAUUUGCAUCAGCAGCCUGUUACAGUGUAGACAUUAUGACCUCUUUUCUCUUAGUCCUUUGUUACCAAUGCCACCAGCUCUUUAUGCCUUCAUAGGGCCUGAAGCUCAACACCAGUGGGAGGGCUUGGAGGUAAGAAGUUGAAUGAGUGUGGGGUCAGCAGAAAGAGGCGUGCAAGUCUCUACUAAGGUUGGGUGGUGCCCCUCUGAGCCUGCGUGCUCUCCAUUCCCUGCACAUAGUUAUUUGUGUGAGGCAGGGAGGAGGGUGAGAUUUAGUAUUCAGAUUUGGUUCCUCUUUAAUUACCAGUAGUUAAGGGGAAGGAAUCAGAGAAGGCUUUUAUUCAGUGCCUGCACCUCCUAUCUUGUUUCUUGUCUUCAUCUCUCCUGUAUCUGAAUAUUCCAGCCUUAUCAGUCAGGUCCAAGAGUGUUGUCAGGCCAGGUCCAAGGCUUGUUGCUGGCCAAGAGUGGUCUGGCUUUCGAGCUGGCUGGUUUUCUCACCUUUUGCUAUUGCAUUAGGACUCAACAAGUCACGCCUUUGGAUGUGACUGUCUUCCCUGAGUAAGGGCCCACCUCUUCUGCUUGUCUGCCCAACCCCAAAUAGCCAAGCCUUGUGGAUGAGAUAGGAUGGGCUGGUUGCCGCCCCCUCCCCCUAAUCCAGCUUUUCAUUCAUUUGACGAAUACUCAUUAAACCUUUGUGUGACAAAGCUCCACAGUGGGCACCGAAAGGAGCAGUUCCUCUCCAGGGGAGACAGAACCUGGACAUAACCACUCAUAGAAUGACCUGGAUGCCCAGAAGAGACUGGCCACUCAGGAUGAGGUCAGGGAAAGUGUCACAGAACAUCUUGGAGAAAGAGGAGGCUUGAGGGCCCUUCCAAAGUGUUUGUUAAGCCAAUUGGAUACCCUAGGUGUAUGGAGUCCAGGGGUGCACCUAUAGGUCCUGGGAGCAAUGGCAGGUUCUUGGAAUUGUAAAGAGCAGGAACAUCAGCCACACGUGAGCAUCAGGGCAGCCCAAAACCUAAAGCCCACCAUAAAGGAACAAGGCCCAGGGCAAGUGGCAGGCUGACUGAAGCACCAACCACUGGGGAAAGUAGGAAGCUAUGGUCAUAGACCACCAGCAUCCCACUGCCCUGGCAGCCUUCAUCACUCUCAACUCUCCUCACUACUCCUCCCAACAUUUCACCUCUUGCCUCCACAGCUACCUGCUGAGCCAUACAGGGUGCUCUGCUAAGGAGGCUGAGAGGCGGGAGGGAAGGGGGUGACAUCUGGUUUGUCCUGUGACUUCCCUGGAGAAAGGGUUGAUGCCCAAUGGGGUCCUUCAUACCAGCCCACUUAUAUUAAAGACCCCACCACAAGUCACAUUUAGUUCUUGUAUAUAGGCUUUGUGGAUAAGACCACCUUCACCUUGGCAUUCAGUCCAGGGUCCAUCUGGUAAGGGAGGAACUGGAAGUCAGGUGUAAUGGAGACAGAAAUGAGACGGGCAGAAGAUGUACCAAAGCUGACGUGGUGGCUUUGAGAGGGGUGCCUCCUGUUCCCAGUGCAGGGCUGAGCAUGAAGCAGAGAGAGGAAAGGAAGAGCCUUUGGCCCCUCUUAAGAAUCUACACGAAAACUAAUGUGGUUAAAAGCAAACCACCAAGCUUUUUUGGUAGAUUUCCUUUUCACUUAUAUAAAAUGAAACAAUUGCAUGCACAUGGUUUAAAAAUUAAAUAGAAAAGGCGGCGACAAUUUCUUACCCCAUUCUUUUCCAACCUCUCUCCAGGGGCAACCAAUUUUUUAAAACUGUGUAACGGGCGACUUUGUUCCUCUAAAUAGUAGGUUUAGUAUCUGGAACAAGAUGGUGAUGGGUAGCUUCACUGACCACACCUUUGGAGAUUCUUGGAAUCUGUCUCUGAGCCAGAUACACAGUUCAUCUUAGUGCCCUCGGGAGGCAGUAAAUAUACUCUCGGGUUUACGAGGGAUAUUGCAUCUCUUUCGGUUGUGUGUGUAUUGGAUGUAGUAAAUAUUUGUUUUGGAUACCCAGCCACUGAACACUGGAUGCCCAGAAGAGACCCACUGGCCUCCUUAACUGAGGCUGUUUGGUUACCUUGAACUACUGUUUCUACCAAGAAGGUAGGAUAAAUGCAUCCCCCUCCAGCUGAUGUAAUAAGUCUCCUCCAAUAAAUUGUUUUUAUUUCUCUUUGA